Molecule: messenger RNA, 475 nt
Organism: Physella acuta
Lineage: Eukaryota; Metazoa; Mollusca; Gastropoda; Physidae
Source: RefSeq, a predicted model, not a curated record
CGCGACUGCCACGAAACACGAAAUAACACUAGCUUUAAGAUCGAAAGCGAAACGAGGAAUAGUUUAAUAGAUUUUAGAUUCGAAGUCUACGAAUUUAACUUUAUGAAAACCUCUCAAGUCAGAACAUAAAAUAAAAUGAAUACCAUUGUGACACAGAUUGAAUCUUUACAAAAAGAAUUGGAGAAGCAUGAAAGCCGACUAGAGUCCAUAGAGAGACUAGGGAGGCUGACAAACAUGACUGAUGAGGAGAUGAACAGGCUGAUAGAAGAGAAAAAAUGCCUGGAGAAAAAGAUUGUAGAGAACAAAAAACAACUCAAAAGUUUGCGCUGGGAAAAUUGGAAAAGUAUGAUAGUUUCUGUUAUUUUACUAGGUGUGGUGUACCUAGGUUAUACUUUUUAUUCUGGUCAAUUUAAUGCACAGACAGAUGAAUUACAAUCCAGGUGACCUUGUAUUUUUAUAGAAAUAAAAAUUUAAA